AUGUCUCUCCCGUCGCGACUGGCAGCUGUCCUUCCCAUCGGUCUGGAUCUUCGUGCAUAUCACUUGUCAACUCCACCCACACCGGUACCUGCCCUUUUCGCCCCUCUACCUGGCCAGGACGAGGAGGCCACUCUCUGCGAAUCGCAUUUUCUGGCUGUCUCCUCCCCAGAGCAAGGAGACAGCCAAGAAAUUUUAGUCUACGCCAUCGAGAUUCUGAUCUUCACGACCCAGUCUCUCGUCACUCUCUUUGUUUCAAAGGCCGACUCUUCGGGAUUUUCUUCCCGUCUCAAGCAGCAGAAGGGCUUUCCUUCGGUCGUUGCCACCAUCACCUCCACCUUUGUAGAGUUCUUGCUUGAACCUCGUCUGGCCAGUUCGAGAGUGGUCGUGUCGCUUUUCGCGCGCUCGCAGAACCAAUACCUUUUCCCGGGAAGUUCUGAGAAUGCUGGAAAACACAUCCUGGAUGACCGACAGCUCAUCAAGUGGUGGUGUCGCGUGUUCGAUAGAGUCCUGCGACUGCCUAAAGAUGAUUUAGUGGCUACUGCACACCUCUUGGUCCCGGGUUGCGACAAGAGUGAGACGAAGGUCUUUUUCCCGCCGUCGAGUCGAGGCGAUUCCUCAUCUGAUCCGAAAUGGGUCGUUUCGUACCCGGUCAAUUUUUUGGUGACUGACCCUUCAAUUCCUCCAAGGCAUGUGGUUCCCAGAUUUCCAGACGACCCCAAAGGACGAUAUCUUGAGGACCUGGACGGCAUCUCGGUCGAUGAGAAAGGCCACUGGCGGGGUCUGAAAACUCUUGAUCAAUUCUGGGAGUUGAUGGCCUAUAGACAAGAAUGUGCUGCCGGACGACUGGUCGGCUUUCUGUGGCUGGUGUUCUCGAGAGGCGGCACCAAGCACGCUGCGCUAAGCGAGCUUGAGGAGACGGGUCAGACGGAGAAUUUAACCAGGCCACCCGCUCCAUUAAGCCUUGCUUCACCCGUCAAUUCUCAGCACCACAAUAGCGGCCCGACGGUUUCACGUUCGCCGACUGCUUCCGACCUCAAAAUGAUCGCAGAGCCCAACUCACCACCUUCUUCGCCGACCCAUCCAGACUCCGAGUUGGAACCCUCCGAGCAAAUACGAGAUGCUGACCGAGGUGCUCGUGUGCCUGAACAGGGUGGAAAGUCGAUGUUGCCCACGAUCGAAGAGACGCGGGGUGAGCUUGUUAUCGACACUACUAAAUAUCAGGUCCUGAUGGAUCACCUGCUGCACACUGACUUUGCCCGCGAGGCCCCUGCAGCACACGCCACCAAAAGUUGGAUAGAUAGAGCUUUGGAGCUAUCAAUGGUGGCCUCAUUUGGGCAACCUAUACAUGGCCGCGCCACCCUGGCCUUGGCUCCGACAACUACGCCUGCCACGGCGCCACCAGUCAACGUCAACGUGCUGACUGGCGUUCGGAAGAAGAGAAAGGCAGAAACGAUGGACAAUGGCACCACUAUUACGGUUACACAAGCAACUGCUGGAACAACAGCGAAUACGUUAUCGGCCAGCUUCGUGGGAAAGAAGCAAAAACCCUAA
Messenger RNA from Fonsecaea erecta, 1551 nucleotides. RefSeq lists its product as hypothetical. Gene Ontology annotation, biological process: DNA damage response. NCBI's taxonomy places the organism in Eukaryota, Fungi, Ascomycota, Eurotiomycetes, Chaetothyriales, Herpotrichiellaceae. Gene Ontology annotation, molecular function: histone H3K56 acetyltransferase activity. The record is from RefSeq and is a predicted model, not a curated record. Bases 1 to 1551 code for a protein of 516 amino acids. Gene Ontology annotation, cellular component: nucleus. The transcript has a single exon.